Messenger RNA from Sinocyclocheilus rhinocerous, 2547 nucleotides. RefSeq names its product zinc finger protein 513b (gene znf513b). Bases 603 to 2258 code for a protein of 551 amino acids. The transcript is spliced from 4 exons. The record is from RefSeq and is a predicted model, not a curated record. Gene Ontology annotation, biological process: positive regulation of transcription by RNA polymerase II. Gene Ontology annotation, cellular component: nucleus. NCBI's taxonomy places the organism in Eukaryota, Metazoa, Chordata, Actinopteri, Cypriniformes, Cyprinidae.
CAUCACAACAACUCCAGCAGCAAUGAAACUUGUACACUUUCACUUCUUCAACACUUGGAGACACUUUACAGGGAUAAAAAUCCACAUGGACGAAUAAUUCCUCAUGGAGAGACGCUGAUAUUCCCGCUGCUGGCUGUCCAGUGGUUAUAAACACGGGACUUUUAUUGUAUGUUCUCUUUUUGGGCUAGCUGGUCAUGCUAGUUAGCCUGCGACUGUUAACAAGAUACACACAAAUUAUAUCCUAAAUAUCUUCAUUUUCAUUGAUGUGGAUUGAUAACAGACUCAAGGCGCCAGCUGCGCGAUGUAAAAGUCAUAUAGUCGUAUAUGACAGCGUUUCUGCAGUUUUGUCUAUGAAUUAUGUAUGCAGUUUAAUAUUAGCUCACGCUAACUGAAAUAAUAACAGGGGAAUUUCAGUUUUUUUGGAGGUUUGGAUAUGAUUUUUGGGGAUACACAGUAUAAAACGUGUUUAAUUCGGGGUUUAUGAGUCAUUUGAGGAACUCUUUGUUCGGGAGAGGAAGAGGAAAAUGAGGAAGAGGAAGAUGAUGGUGAUGAAGAUCAGUUCAACAGGGAACUGCUGAUUAUAAACAGACACAUUCAGAAAAAUGCCUAGAAGAAAACAGUCUAACCCACAGCCUGUCAAAUUGGGAGCUGAAGAUGGGGCGGCAGUCGGCAAUCAGGAAAACCUGGUCCUGGAGAGUGACUUCCUCCUGGGACAGGAGCUGGGCUUUGGAGAAAAUGACUACAGGAUCGUGGGUUUUGAGAGGGACUCAGACUCCGUCACGGCUGACAUGGGAAUGCCGGUGUACGGCUUCAGCGAUGAGGACUGUUCCAGCUACAACCGUCUCGGCAUGGAGAGCGACUUCGAGGACCCACGAGACACGGAGAGCGAGCGGGAGGAGAUGGGCCCCGACGCUGCGUUCGCUCCGUACCUCUCCUGCAGGCAGUGCGGCCAGCUGCUGGGCGACCCCCUGAGCGGGGCGCUGGACCUCGCCGGCCUCUACUGCCUCCAGUGUGGCGCCGAGGGUGGAGACUCAGACCGGCAGGACCGUCCGCUAGAGGAGGCCCACCCCACAGACGCCACACAGGGGAAGGUGAACAGAGUCAGAUCCACAUCCGACGGAAGCUCUUGUAAAACGUACUCCUGCAAACUGUGCAGCUUCAGCUCGCGUUACUCCAAUCACUUGAAGCGGCACAUGAAAACACACAACGGCGAGAAACCGUACCGCUGCCAGCAGUGCGCCUACGCCUCCGCCCAGCUGGUCAACCUGCAGCGGCACGUGCGCACGCACACGGGCGAGAAGCCGUACAAAUGCGAGAUCUGCACGUUCGCGUGCAACUCUCUGGGAAACCUGAAGAGGCACCAGCGCAUGCACACGCAGGAGAAAGACCUCAACUGCAGCCAGUGCGACUUCAGAGCCAACAACAGCCACUCCUUAAAGAAACACAUGAUGAGCCACAAGGAGGACAAAUCGACAGCCUUCACGGAAGAGUCUGUGGUGUCUGACCUGACUCUGCACAUCAGCAGCGACCCCGACUUCCUCCAGAGCUACGACACCCUGCGAACGGGCCGCCAUCCCCCCGCCCUGCUGCACGCCGAGGGUUUGGCCAAAGAGUCAGACCCUCUGCCCGAGCUGCUAUUCCCCUUCACGUGCCGCGUGUGCGGAGCGGUGCUGGAGGACGAGGAGGGUGCCACAGCGCAGAUCUGCAGCAAAUGCACACUAGAGCGGGACAUGCUGUCCAAAAGCUCGCCGAGCAGCCCGGAGAAAGGCGACAAGCUGUACUCGUGCACGUCAUGUCCGUUCGUCACACAGUACCCCAACCACCUCGCCCGCCACACGAAGACUCACAGCGGCGAGAAGCCCUACAAGUGCCCGCAGUGCAAUUACGCCUCCGCUCACUUCGACAACCUCAAGCGGCACCACCGCGUGCACACGGGCGAGAAGCCCUACAAAUGCCGCGUGUGCGACUAUGCUUGCGGCAACCUGGCCAAUCUCAAGCGGCACGAGCGCAUCCACUCGGGCGCCAAGCCCUUCCAGUGCAGCGUGUGCAGCUACAGCUGCAACCAGAGCAUGAACCUGAAACGCCACAUGCUGCGGCACACCGGCGAGAAGCCCUUCAAGUGCCAGGAGUGCGGAUACACCACGGGCCACUGGGACAAUUACAAACGCCACCAAAAGAAGCACGGCCACUCCGCCGAAGGCUGGCUCAAGAUGCACCUGCCGGAGAAAGAGGAAGAGGAUGAGGAAGGAGAAAUGUAGUGGAAGCUCUCUAUGAUGUCUAACUCCAGUUGCCUUAUUAUUAUUAUCAUUAUUGUUGUCAUCAGAGGAAUCCAUGUAGUAAAAGCGUGUCACGACAGGGCUGGUUUGCGUUUUUUUUUUUUUUUUCCCACUUGAUUGUAUUUUGUCCAACUGUUUACAGCAGCUGAUUUCAAUCCCAGAAUCACAGGUUUGCAAUUUAAGAUCGACGUUUUGAACUGAAAGAGCACAUUUAUGCACCACUGGGUGAAUCUCACAAAAAUCUAACAGGCCAUGUUUCACCCUAAAAUUA